This is a messenger RNA of Knipowitschia caucasica, 702 nucleotides long. Lineage: Eukaryota; Metazoa; Chordata; Actinopteri; Gobiiformes; Gobiidae. The record is from the annotation of a GenBank genome assembly.
AUGGUGGUUGGAGGUUGGUGGUUUGUGUGGUGGGGGGGGGGUUAUUGUUUGGGGAUUGGUGGGGGUGGGGGAGGUAUUGUAUUGUGUUUUUGGGGGGUGGGGGGAGGGGGGGGUAUAAAGGGAGGGGUUGGUAUUGGGGGGGGUGUAUGGAAUGGUGGGGGGGAGGGGGGUUGUUAUUGGGUGGGGUGGGGAGGUUUGGGGUGGAGUGAAAGUGGGGUGGGUGGUGUUGAUUAUGGUGUUGGUGGUGUGGGGGUUGUUUUGGUGGGUUUUGGUGUGGUUUGUUUGGGUGGGUUUGGGGGUGGGUGGGGGUGGGGGGGGGUGGGGGGUGGGGUGGGGUGGGGGGGGGGUGGGGGGGGGUUGAUUUUGUGUGAGUAUGUUUUGUGGUGUUGUUUUGUGUGUGUAUAUUUGUUGUUUUUUUGGGGUGGUGGGGGUGGGGGGUUUUAUUUGAUGGGUUUUUGUGGGGUGUUUUGUGUGUUUGUUUGUGGGGUGUGGGGGGGGUGGGGUUGGGGGUUGUUUUGUUGUUGGGUGUGUGUGUUUUGUGGAGGGGGGGUGGUGGUGGGGGGUGUUUGGGGGUUUGUUUUGUGGUUUUUGGUGUGUGGGUGGGUGGUUUGGGUGUGUUGUUGUUUUGUUGGUAUGUUUUGUGUGGUGUUGUGGUGGUGGUGUUGUUUGGUUUAUGGGUUUGGGGGGGGGGGGGUGGGGUGA